Pocillopora verrucosa is the source of this 2542-nucleotide messenger RNA. RefSeq names its product TNF receptor-associated factor 2. Gene Ontology annotation, biological process: tumor necrosis factor-mediated signaling pathway; protein K63-linked ubiquitination; regulation of apoptotic process. Lineage: Eukaryota; Metazoa; Cnidaria; Anthozoa; Scleractinia; Pocilloporidae. The record is from RefSeq and is a predicted model, not a curated record. Gene Ontology annotation, cellular component: cytoplasmic side of plasma membrane. Gene Ontology annotation, molecular function: tumor necrosis factor receptor binding; zinc ion binding.
AUACAACCAGAAGAAGCUUUUCGGAGGUUGACUUCUAGACCAUUGGGAAGUAAAACAAACAACCUCAAAAUUAAAUAACCUGAUACUCUCUUUUUCAAAUGCAAUCCUCUGUGGUCAAAUUAGUCAAAAUACGCAGGGUGUGAACGGAUGCGGCCCUAACUUACGGAAAAUAUUUUUGCGAUAAGUGUAUCAUGCUAAUAAUUUUCAUAGCUCAGUACAUACCUCAGUUUAACCAACACGCAACAAGUCACCACAACUUGCUUCACUGGUGAAAUGAUACUUGGGAACCAUUUGCGAUGCCUGGAUACCACUUAACACCAAUUGAUCGAUCUGGGAUCGACAAAAAGAACUUAUGUCCUAAAUGCGACGAGCUCCUCAGAGAGGCAGUGCAGACCAUAGCGUGCGGCCACAGAUAUUGCAAGGCAUGUGUGGAAGAUAUUCUAAGUCAGGGACCAAGAAAAUGUGUCAUAGAUGGGACAAUCAUUCAGCGAAAACAGGUUUUCCAGGACCGAUUUGUUGAGCGAGAAAUCCAGUCAUUGACGCUACACUGCGUCAACUAUGAGCUCGGUUGUAAAUGGAAGGAUGAACUGAGAAAACGAGAGGCCCAUGAAGCUGUUUGUGAGUAUGUGAAAGUACCUUGUGUUCACUCCGAUUGCGGCGAACUGGUAAUUAGAGCCCAGUUAGCAGACCAUCUGAAACAGAGGUGCCAGUAUAGGUUGGACACAUGUGAGUACUGCCAUACUCAAGUCAUUUUUGCAGUUGUAAAGGAACAUCAUGAAACCCAAUGCCCUGCGGUGCUAAUCGAAUGCGCAAAGUGUAACAGGAAGGACAUUCCUCGUGGGCAGAUGGCUUCUCAUAUUGACCCAAUGAACGGAGACUGUGAAGAGAUAACAGCUCCUUGUCCUUGGUCGCAAAUCGGAUGUCCUGAAUCUAAGACCAUGAAGCUGCAAGAUAGAAAGGCUCAUAACGAGAAAAAUGUUGCUGGGCAUAUGACGCUCCUCUUUCAAACAGUCAUGCAACUUCUCUCUUUGGUAGGGAGUAACUUUCGUGAACCAAAUUGCGUCAAUACUAAAGGUGUAAACAUGCCAUCCCAGAAAGAAUUGGAGAGAUUUGCUGAACAGAUAGAACACGCGUUAAAAGAGAAUGAAGAAUUAAAAUCCAAGUUGUUUCAACAAGAACAACGCAUACACCAGUUAGAAAGUGGUGGUGCUGGGCAAAACGAACCUAUUCCGAAUUCAUCUGCAACAGAUCAAAAAUCAACGAUGGAGCUCUCACGGAGAAUUCAUAAUGAAGAAGCUAAAACAGCUGACCUUGAAGUUCUCAUCAUCGAAGGGAACAGACAGAAUGAAGAUCUUCAACGGCAGGUUGCCACUUUAGCGAGAGCACUGGAAGCUGCCAAAGAGACGAUUAACAGGUUACAGAGGCAGUUUGAGUCUAUGAGUCACUCCCUAGCUUUGCGCAAUGUCACUCUGAGCGAUUUAGAGGAAUACGUGACACAACAAGAAGUAUCCAGUCAAGACGGAGUCUUACUGUGGAAAAUUUCCGACUUCGCCAGGAGACGACGAGAUGCACAGUCAGGAGGUCAAGUGUCAUUUUACAGCCCGUGUUUCUUCACAAGUCGUUAUGGAUAUAAGAUGUGUGGGCGUAUCUAUUUAGAUGGUGACGGCAUCGGCAAAGGAACCCAUAUCUCAAUCUUCUUUGCGGUGAUGCGCGGUCAGUAUGACGCGAUGCUCCGCUGGCCAUUCAGACAGAAGGUUACCUUCAUGUUAUUGGAUCAAGAUAAUGUGGAACACGUGGUUGACACAUUCCGUCCAGAUCCUAACAGCUCCUCUUGCCAGAGGCCAAGAAGGGAAACGAACAUAGCAAGUGGAUGUCCUACCUUCUGCCCCCUGUCGGAGUUAAACAACCACGUUUACGUCCGGGAUGACACCAUGUUCAUAAAAAUUAUAGUGGACACCACAGAUUUGUAAACCGGCCAGAAAACUUUUCAGAGUGAUAAUUUGGUGAAAACUUCUCGUAGUGUCUGACCGUUUUCUGCCCCAGUCUGGUGUCGUUGACUUCUGGAAGCUAAAAAGCUAGCUUAAUAUUCUUGAGCAAACUAAACGACCCCUUUUAAUGACGAUCUUAGCCCUUAGAAUGGAUAUGAAUUUUAAAUGAAUGAUCUAUAUUUAGAAGUUGGACAUCGAUGGGAAGUUUUGCAGUAACAAUUUACUUUAGCCUUUAUAUCUUUGUGGCAGUGGAACGUCGAUAUCUAGAAGGCAGAUAUCGAUGGGACGUUUAGGAAUAAUAACUUGCAAGAUUAUAAACUGUCUGAUCACUAACUUUUAAACUCCUGAUAUUGCCUCUUUAGUGAGGCUGAUUGUUUCACUGUACUUCGGUUAUUAGCUUGUUGUGUACACUAAAACAGUGGCUAGCUUUUAAAGGCGCGCUCGGAUUGGCCACUUAAACUCCGAAUAUCCUCUGCUACUCACCUUCGAAGACUCGCACGGGGUUUGCGCCCGAGAAUACAGUAAUCGUUGUAGGAAUAAAUGAGUUAGAAUUA